Messenger RNA from Scheffersomyces stipitis CBS 6054, 1023 nucleotides. RefSeq lists its product as uncharacterized. The record is from RefSeq and is a predicted model, not a curated record. The transcript has a single exon. Gene Ontology annotation, cellular component: plasma membrane. Lineage: Eukaryota; Fungi; Ascomycota; Pichiomycetes; Serinales; Debaryomycetaceae. The coding region runs from base 1 to 1023 and encodes 340 amino acids.
AUGUCUGCUUCCGUCACUUCUUUUGAGCCAGACUCGUACAAACAGACCAUUAAGUCCCAGCCGGCUAUUAAGCCUGAAAUGGUGCUUAAAAACUUUGCCCGUUCCUACGACACUCCACCAUUCAAUAGCUACCAAAGGUUUAUUUCCUCUAUGGGAACGCUUUUUGGUUCCUGUGGUAUUUUCUGUUUCGUGUGCUCGAACCCAUAUAAGGAAGUCCAGCAGGGUGAGGUCGGUUUGGUUCAGACUUUUGGUGCUUUGUCGAGAACUGUUGAGCCAGGUUUGUCUUAUGUCAAUACUUGGUCCGAGAAGUUAACCAGAGUUUCCAUCAAGAUUAAUAUCCGUGAAAUUCCUGCCCAAAAGUGUUUCACUAGGGACAAUGUCUCGGUAAUUAUUACCUCUGUUGUCUACUACAAUAUUAUUGAUCCACAAAAGGCCAUCUACUCCAUUGCCAAUAUCCACGAUGCUAUUGUUGAAAGAACUCAAACCACACUUAGAGACGUCAUUGGUGGAAGAACUUUGCAGGAAGUUGUUGAAAAGAGAGAGGAAAUCGCCGAGUCUAUCGAGCACGUAAUCGCCAAAACUGCUUUCGACUGGGGUGUGAAUAUUGAAUCGAUCUUGAUCAAGGACUUGACUUUGCCGGACAAGGUCCAGAGCUCGCUUUCUAUGGCCGCAGAAGCUAAGAGAAUCGGUGAAGGUAAGAUUAUCAACGCUAAGGCUGAAGUUGAAAGUGCCAAGUUGAUGAGAAAGGCAGCCGAUAUCUUGGCUUCAAAGCCUGCUAUGCAAAUCAGAUAUUUGGACGCUUUGCAGAACAUGGCCAAAUCACCUGGUACCAGAGUUAUCUUUAUGCCUUCAUCUCAGGAAGUUGAAAGAUUAGCCUCCUCCAACGUCGACUACGCCCCAAGCAAUGGAAAGGAAAAGCACGCUGACUUAGAUGAAGAUAGCGAAUGGGCUGGUAAUGACAACAGCAACAAGCGUAUGAUCGAAACUGUGGCUUUGCAAGAAGCCAUGCACACGGGACACUGA